Prunus armeniaca (apricot) is the source of this 3048-nucleotide messenger RNA. Lineage: Eukaryota; Viridiplantae; Streptophyta; Magnoliopsida; Rosales; Rosaceae. The record is from the annotation of a GenBank genome assembly.
AUGAAGCUGGUGGUUCAAGUAAUGGGGGCUCGAGAUCUGCCAGCAAUGGAUCUAAACGGGUUAAGUGAUCCGUAUGUGAAGGUGCAGCUCGGAAAGCAGAAGUUCAGGACCAAAGUGGUGAAGAAGACCUUAAACCCAUAUUGGGGAGAAGAGUUUGCCCUGAGGGUUGAGGACCUCAAUGAGGAGCUACUCAUCUCUGUUUUGGAUGAAGACAAGUACUUUAACGAUGACUUUGUUGGGUGUGUCAAGCUCCCUGUUUCCCAAGUCUUCGAUGCCCGCAAUAAGUCCCUUGAAACUGCUUGGUACCCUCUCCAACCCAAGAGUAAAAAGUCCAAGAACAAAGAUUGUGGAGAGAUUCUUUUGACGAUACAUUUUUCUGUAAACAAUUCAUUUGCGGACUCAGCUUCUGAUGGUGGUGACAUAGGAUUUGAAUCACCUUCAAGGUCUUUCAGUGGUCCAUCUGAAUCAGCUUCUCCUGUGAGAGCGAGACAAGAAGAAACCGCAACCUUUAAGGAAGAGAAGCUUUGUACGCAGAAGACCCUUGCUGGUCGAAUAGCUCAGAUGUUCAAUAAAAAUCCUGAUACAGUUUCAGCUUCCUCUAGCAGAGUUGACUUGACCGAUCUUGCUGAAACUGCUAAGUCCGAGGUUUAUGAGAGCAGUUCUGAGGAUCAGUCCUCUUCUGCUACAUUUGAGGAACUAAUGAGAACAAUGCAGUCACGAGAUCAAGUGAGUGAAACCCCAAGCAACUUACCAGGAGGAGUGCUUCUAGAUCAAUUGUAUGUCACUCCACCCCAAGACAUAAACACUUUCCUAUUUUCACCAGAUUCAGGUUUUCCAAAAUCACUCGCAGAAGUGCAUGGAACUACAGAAUUGGAAGUAGGACCGUGGAAAUUAGAUAACAGCAGCGAGAGCGUAAAACGAGUAGUUACAUAUGUUAAGGCAGCAACUAAGUUGAUAAAGGCUUGCAAAGGAACUGAGGACCAAGUGUAUCUCAAAGCUGACGGGAAGGUUUUCGCAGUUCUAUCAAGUGUAAGCACUCCUGAUGUUCCGUAUGGGCGCACUUUUAGGACAGAAUUGCUCUACUGCAUUACACCUGGGCCUGAGCUGCCAUCAGGAGAACAAUCUUCACGUUUGGUAAUAUCUUGGCGGAUGAAUUUUCUGCAGAGCACCAUGAUGAAAGGAAUGAUAGAAAAUGGAGCCCGACAAGGUUUAAAGGACAGUUUUGACCAGUUUGCUACUUUAUUGUCCCAGAAUGUUAAGCCAGUUGAUUCAAAGGAUCUUGGGUCCAAUAAGGACCAGGUUCUGGCAUCACUGCAAGCUGAACCCCAGUCUGAUUGGAAGCUGGCAGUGCAAUAUUUUGGCAAUUUCACUGUGGUCUCCACUGUAUUUAUUGGGUUGUAUAUGCUUGUACAUAUUUGGCUUGCCACACCCAGCACUAUUCAAGGGCUGGAGUUUGUUGGGCUUGACUUGCCAGAUUCAAUUGGUGAAUUCAUUGUCUGUGGUGUCUUGGUUCUUCAAGGAGAAAGGGUGCUGGGGUUGAUCUCACGCUUCAUGCAGGCCAGAGCGCAAAAAGGCAGUGAUCAUGGAGUCAAAGCCCAAGGAGAUGGUUGGCUGCUAACUGUUGCCUUGAUCGAAGGAAGUAACAUAGCAGCUGUUGAUUCAAGUGGGUUCUCUGAUCCGUAUGUGGUGUUUACUUGCAAUGGGAAAACUAGAACCAGCUCAAUCAAGUUCCAGAAAUGCGAUCCCACAUGGAAUGAAAUAUUUGAGUUUGAUGCAAUGGAUGAACCUCCUUCUGUGCUGGAUGUGGAAAUCUAUGAUUUUGAUGGACCUUUUGAUGAAGCUAUCUCUCUGGGCCAUGCUGAAAUCAAUUUUGUAAAAACUAAUAUUUCAGAUUUAGCUGAUCUGUGGGUUCCUCUUCGUGGAAAGUUAGCUCAGGCAUGCCAGUCAAAACUCCAUCUGAGAAUUUUCUUAAAUAACACAAGAGGUGGCAAUGUUGCAAAUCACUUUUUAACAAAGAUGGAGAAGGAAGUGGGCAAGAAGAUAACUGUGCGGUCUCCUCAAACAAAUUCAGCCUUUCAAAAACUGUUUGGGCUUCCACCGGAGGAAUUUCUCAUCAACGACUUUACCUGUCACUUGAAACGAAAAAUGCCUCUGCAGGGCCGCCUAUUUCUUUCUGCAAGAAUAAUUGGAUUCCAUGCAAAUUUAUUUGGUCACAAGACAAAGUUUUUUUUCCUCUGGGAGGAUAUAGAAGAGAUUCAAGUUGUUCCUCCUUCUCUGUCAUCUAUGGGAAGUCCAAUUGUAGUCAUGACUCUGCGGCCGGGUAGAGGUAUGGAUGCAAGGCAUGGUGCAAAGACACAAGAUGGGGAAGGCAGGCUGAAGUUCCAUUUCCAGUCCUUUGUGUCUUUCAAUGUAGCGCACAGGACAAUCAUGGCUCUUUGGAAGGCUAGAUCUUUGAGUCCUGAGCAGAAGGUGCAAAUAGUUGAAGAAGAAUCUGAAGUCAAGAUCCAAAGUGAAGAGAGUGGGUCUUUCUUAGGCCUUGAUGAUGUCAGCAUGUCCGAGGUUUAUUCUUCUGCUCAUUCAGUUCCUACAAAUUUCUUCGUGGAGCUAUUUGGUGGAGGUGAAUUGGACCGUAGAGUUAUGGAGAAAGCUGGUUGUCUUAACUAUUCUUAUACCCCAUGGGAAUCAGAGAAGGGUGAUGUGUGUGUGAGGCAGAUAUAUUACAGAUUUGAUAAACGUGUUUCCCAGUAUAGAGGAGAGGUGACUAGUACUCAGCAAAAGUCCCACCUUUCUGAUAGAAAUGGUUGGCUUGUUCAAGAGGUCUCGACCCUCCAUGCAGUUCCGCUUGGUGACUAUUUCAAUCUUCACAUUCGAUACCAAAUCGAGGAUUUGCCCUCAAACUCAAAGGGAUGCCAGGUGAAAGUAUACUUUGGGGUUGAGUGGCUCAAAGGCACUCGGCAUCAGAAAAGAAUUACGAAAAAUGUACUAAAGAAUCUGCAAGAUCGCCUGAAAGACACCUUCAGUGUAGUUGAGACGGAAUUCACAAGAUAG